AAGACCAAAACAAUCCAAUUAAACAACACCUAAGAAGAAGCCCGACCACUUUCUUAAACCCUGUACCAAAAAACAAACACCAAUUAACAAAAUCCCACGAAAUUAACAAUGUCCCUCUUGCAAUCUCUCUUGGAUCCUUCCACAGUUUUAAGCUCAGAUGCGGGUAACAUUACUCACAUGGAUUGGAAGGAAACCUCGAACUCCCACGUUUUCGAAAUUGAUCUUCCUGGCCUUACCAAAGAGGACGUGAAGCUUGAAGUGCAUGAAGGCAGAGUUCUUCAUGUUAGCGCAGAGAGAAAGGAUGAAGAGCCUCCUGAUCUGAAGGUUAAGGAGACAUGGCACUGCAGGGAGAGAACCAGUGGCAGCUUCUCAAGGCGUUUCCGGUUGCCUGAGAAUGCCAAGGUUGAUGAGAUCAAGGCUUCAAUGCGUGAUGGAGUAUUAAUCAUUACAGUGCCAAAGGAAGACUUGAAGAAAAAGCGUAAACACAAACGAGUUGAAAUCUCCGGGGAUGAAGAGCACGUUUCUAAAGGACUCGGUCGUUUCGUGUGCUGCAAAGCAUAGAAAAUAUAACACCGUGACCAUUUUGAGCAAUAUGAAUUAAAAUCUGUCUUUUUUUUUCUUUCUUUUUUCUGGUGUGAUUUGAUAGAAUGUGAUUUUCUUUUGCAAGUAUUUGUCUGUACGUUGUGAAUGUACGCGUGCUACUUGUAUUUGUGAAGGCCUUUUUUUUCAUUUUUUUUUCUUUUUCAUUUUCAGUAAUGUAUAGAGUAUAGAGUUCACCUUAAUUAAGUGUCAGACUGUAACAAGUAUGUUAUCUUGUCCUAUCCUGAUUGGAAUGUUUUCUAAUUGUAAAAUCAAAAUGAUUGAUUUUUUCAACAGGAUUCAGAAAUUCAACAUUAGUUAUCA
Messenger RNA from Fragaria vesca subsp. vesca, 903 nucleotides. RefSeq names its product 17.3 kDa class I heat shock protein-like. The transcript has a single exon. Lineage: Eukaryota; Viridiplantae; Streptophyta; Magnoliopsida; Rosales; Rosaceae. The record is from RefSeq and is a predicted model, not a curated record. Bases 109 to 561 code for a protein of 150 amino acids. Gene Ontology annotation, biological process: response to hydrogen peroxide; response to salt stress; response to heat.